This is a messenger RNA of Ochlerotatus camptorhynchus, 2908 nucleotides long. RefSeq names its product protein phosphatase 1L. The record is from RefSeq and is a predicted model, not a curated record. Gene Ontology annotation, molecular function: cation binding; protein serine/threonine phosphatase activity. The transcript is spliced from 4 exons. Gene Ontology annotation, cellular component: nucleus; cytosol. Bases 587 to 2143 code for a protein of 518 amino acids. Lineage: Eukaryota; Metazoa; Arthropoda; Insecta; Diptera; Culicidae. Gene Ontology annotation, biological process: positive regulation of canonical NF-kappaB signal transduction; negative regulation of canonical NF-kappaB signal transduction; peptidyl-threonine dephosphorylation.
CGCGGAUUGCGAGAAGCAGCAGGAAGGAUUACCUGCCCAGUGCGGGACGAGUGAAAUAUUUGCAUUUUAACCACAAAGAGGCAAAGCUGGUACCGCCCUUAACACCCUCCCUCCGGAAGUGCCCCUCUGUGACGGUCGGCGGAAUUUGUCACCGCUCUCUGCCUGGUAGACAUCAGAGACAAAAUUUGUUUCGUGUCUAUUUUCGAAGAAAAAUUUAGUUCGCGUACUGAAUCUCGCCCAUCGCAGCACACUGAUCUCUAUUGGGACGGUCGACGAUCGACGGUAUGCUCUCGUUGCGUUUUCAAGAGUGUUGAUAUUUUCACUCACUGAAGCACGGCUUGUGCAAACGGGGAAAACACUUGAAUCAGCCCAGGUUCCGCUUGGUCCAAUUAGGAACGGAAGUUACUUGGCCCAGUGGCCUCAGCUGUUUGCUUGUGCGUACCCAAACAAAGGAGCUUCCUUGAAGUUGGUUCAAGGAAAUAAGCACAGUUUGUUUCGCCAUCAGCUGAGCGACGAGCCCUCCCUCUGUCUCGGUGUGGGUAGUGAAUGAGAAAAGAAGUUCGGCAACGGGCAUCGACAGCGGGGAAUGGAAGACGAGCUGGAAGAUAAGAUCCUCUAUCAAACAUUCUUCAAAUCGCACAUGAAGCUCCUGUCCAAGUUCGCAGUCGGCGUAUCGCCACUCAACAGUUCGGUCGGUUACGUGUGGAAAGUGAUGCGCGUCUACCUGCUUAAGCCGGAGGUUCUCAUAGCCGGUUUGUUGAUUUUCGUCUUUGUGCUCUAUCUUCAAGCGAGCGAAGUAUGGAGCCGAGGAUUCAUCGGGAAAAUCAGCAACAGCUUUGGGUUCACCAAGGGACCCCGGUCCGGCAAGUUGGCCCUGCUGGCAUCUGCGGCGGAGAAGCACAGCUGGGAGGACAAACGGGGUCACAGUGCGGUGUACGCCGUUCAGGGACGCCGGCCACGGAUGGAAGAUAGAUUCGUGAUUGACGAGAACAUCAACGACACCGGUAUAGCAAUGUUUGCCAUUUUCGAUGGCCACGGCGGAGAGUAUGCAGCCGAUUUCGCCAAGACGGUGCUGGUGCGGAAUUUAAAUUUAAAACUAACACAAUCAUCACAUAUCGCAUCGGGGAAGCCCGUGGAACCGUUGAGCGCUGUCGCUGCAGCUGAUACUGGCAAGGACGCCAAAGAUUGCGACAAGGACGACCAGCCAGAGGACGAAAUUAACGAACGACACAAGCUCCACUCGAGUCCAACGACCGGCAGCAGUUCCCUGACGCAGCGUAGACAGAGCUUUCGGAAAUCCAAGACUGAGGAUAUUGUAGACAAAUCUAGCGGCGGGGGGAAUGGUAACAACAAUGGCAACAGCAACAACGCGAACCAGCAGCUGGAGACGGAUCUGCUCAGCAAGUACAUGGGCAAUCAUUCGCCGAUGCGGCAGGUGACGAAGGAGAAUCUACUUAACGGGACGACGGGGCAGCAGCAGGCUAAACCGAAGCCCACAACGUACGAAGCCAAGUGCUACGUGUCGAAUGGAAGUAUUAACUUUGGCAAGAUCAUCACCGACGAGGUGCUGGCGGCCGAUUACGAUCUGGUGGAGAUGGCGAAAAAAGUCUCGAAUUUCGCCGGUACGACGGCUCUCAUUGCGGUAAUGCACCACACCAAGCUGAUCGUAGCGAACGUCGGCGACUCGCGGGGUGUGAUGUGCGACCACAAGGGCAAUGCAAUUCCGCUGUCGUUCGACCACAAGCCACAGCAGGUGCGGGAGCAGAAGCGGAUCGCCGACGCUGGAGGUUUCAUUUCGUUCAAGGGCGUCUGGCGGGUGGCUGGAAUCCUGGCCACCUCGCGAGCUAUGGGUGACUAUCCGCUCAAGGAGAAGAAUCUUGUGAUAGCCGAACCGGACAUUCUGUCGUUUGAUCUGGUGGAUCAUCGACCAAUGUUCCUGAUUCUGGCCACCGAUGGAUUGUGGGAUACCUUCACCAACGAGGAAGCCGUCGCGUACAUCCGGGAACGGUUGGACGAGCCACAUUUUGGUGCUAAAAGUAUCACCCUGCAGUCGUACAAUCGUGGCUCGGUGGACAACAUCACGGUGCUGGUGAUUGUCUUCAAAAACGGACGAUACCAAAUCGGUUCCUCCAAUGGGAACUGAAGCGAAUCCAAUGGUAGCUUUUACAUAACAUUGACCCACUUAUCGCUUUUUUUUUUGGGAGUCAACCGUGGAUUAAUCUUUUGAUUUUCUUCUACCUAUUUUUUUGGUACGGAGUUUUAUUGACUUGAUGAAGUGUGCCGUAUUAAGUUGAGUUGUACGAUCUCUCCCGGUCGCCCCGUAGAAGAAACAUGAUACUGUUCCCAGACGUUGAGAGACGUAAGGUGCAGCUAGCUGCCUAGGUUCGCUCCAGGACCAGCUAUACAUUUACGUUUAUGUUUGUUUGUGUUCUUUCACCAAUCAAAAGAUUCAUUUAGAUUUUAUAGUCUUAUAGCGUCCCAGUUAGUUAGUACACAAAGACACCCCUUAAAUGUUAAGAUCUGUUAGUAUGAAAAUGCCCACUCGCCUUCACUAAAAACUAAUCCUGCAAUUAAAUUACAUACUGCUGGCAGCUGUUUAUGUCCUUCAACAAAACAAAAAAAAGUACCGCAGUUUUAUAUUCGUUUCUAUUCAAAUUAAGUUUCGAAAUUGUAAUUAUGUUUAGCUGCUAGGUUAUUUUCGUUUCUGUACUCUUAAAAUAAGCUGAAUUGUGUUUCCGUCUAUUUCCGUUUCUGAAAAGUGUGCUUGUCGCUGCAAAAGGACACCCCCUUCUGUCGUAGCCUAUGAAAUGAGAGCUUUCAUACGCUAUCACUGUGCCUAAAGUAAAAAAAAAAAAAAAAACAAUCAGAUAAUAUUGCGGUUUGAAGAAUGGUGCCAAAAAUAAAUUUA